UCCACCGUCUCCCUAUCAUCUCUCCAGCAAUACCUUCCUUUGACAAAAAUCAAACUCACUCAACAAAAACCAAUGCGGCUUCCUUUUUUCAAAUGCGCUUUUAAUGACAGUCUUAAAAUGAUCCUCCUUCCAACAGACAAGGUCUCUGCAUCCUUGUGUAGUGAAAAUUUGUAGGCUUGACUUCUCCUUCACUCUAUGGAUUCUGGGGUUUUGGGCUUGGAUGGUUUGGUUUGCUUAACCGCUGCAACGACAACUAAUAGUGUCUUUGCCUCAGAAAAUGCUGCUGAGGCAGAGCACAAAUGUUACGGAUCCGGAUUUUUCAAGCAAGAAAGGCGUGCAGGCACCACAAGUGAAGAUGAAUAUAGGGAGUUUAAACUGGCCAAGACAGCUUCUAGUGAGGCAAUGCUGCUUCAGGAGAGAAUCCCUUUGCUGAGAUCCAAUAGCAGUAAUCUCUCUGAAGGCCAACAGAUGCUCAGUUUCUCUUCUCCCAACUCUCAAACUUUGACAUUGCCGUACUGUCAACAAACGUCAAGUUCCUUUAAUAGAAAUACAGGCUAUGGGUCUGGAGGCAUAAAUGCUGCUAGCAUGCAUGGGUUGCUAUCAGGGGUUAGAGGGCCAUUUACUCCAUCACAAUGGAUGGAGCUAGAACAUCAGGCUUUAAUCUACAAGUAUAUCAUUGCAAAUGUGCCUAUUCCUUCUUAUCUUCUAAAUCCCAUCCGAAAAGCCCUUGAGUCUACUUGUUUCUCCAGCUUUUCUGGCCUAAGACCCAAUGCUUUGGGUUGGGGUUCUUUCCAUCUGGGAUUUUCCAACACUGAUCCUGAACCAGGAAGGUGUCGAAGGACUGAUGGGAAGAAAUGGAGGUGCUCAAGAGAUGCAGUUGUCGACCAGAAAUAUUGUGAGCGGCAUAUGAACAGAGGCCGUCACCGUUCAAGAAAGCCUGUGGAAGGCCAAUCCGGCCAUUCUGUUACCGGAACCAACACGACUACCACCAAGCUAAUGCCCAUUACUUCCUCCAUCUCAGCAGCAGCUGUGGUGCCUGGAGCUGGAGCAUCUAACAAUCUUACACUUAACAGCAGGAGUUCUCUCGAAAAGGAAAAUGUGGACGAGGGAUAUCAACGUACAACAGGUCUUUCCAUGUUAUCCUCAAACACAAGUUUGAAAGACAACCGAUAUUCUGUUCCCAAAAAACAGAAUGCAUACGUGGAAUCUUCUUGCUCCAAGUUCGGAUUAGUAUGCUCUGAUUCUUUGCUCAAUCCUUUAGAUAGAAGUUCUUCAUUUGUGAACAGCAAUCUCAAUGAUCACAAAAGCAAAUCACAGCAUCCACUUCGCCAGUUCAUGGAUGAAUGGCCCAAAAACCCAUCAGAAUGCUCAGCCGUUUCAUGGCCUGAUGUUGAUAUACAGUCGGACAGGACUCAGCUUUCAAUUUCCAUCCCCGUGGUCACAUCAGACUUCGUGUCUUCUACCUCAUCUCCUGUGAACGAAAAGCUUACAGCCUCUCGACUGAGAUUAUCCCCAGAGCUUGAGGCAACUCAAAUGGGAUUGGGAGUAGGCAUCAUCUCAAGUGAACAGAGACAAAGACAAACCAACUGGAUUCCCAUUUCCUGGGAACAUUCCGAGGGUGGACCUCUUGGAGAAGUUUUACAUAGCACAAAUAACAGCAAAAAUGAUCGUAAGAACACCAUGGCUCUGAGCCGGAUGGAGGGCUGGGAUAGAAGCCCCUGUUUGGCAUCAUCUCCCACUGGGGUUUUACAGAGGGGUGCACAUGGUUCCCUAUCUAACAGCAGUGCAGGGAGUAGCCCAAGGGCAGAGAGUAGCAAGACACUCGAUGGGGCUAGCCUUUGCAAUGGACCCGGAGGUUCAAGUUUAAUGAAUCCAUCCUUCCCUGCAAUGUAAUCAUGUCAUGGCCUGUUGCUUUUUAUGUGCUGACAAAAUUUUAGUCUAAUUGGCUUUUGAAAUUUGUUAAUUUGUUCACUCUCGUGUUAUUGUAGUUUUCCUGGUUUUCUCUGCCUGAAUUUGUGAAAGUGUAAUGCUUCAAUCUUAACGUAAGACCUUUCGAUUGCAAAUUUCAAUCACAUGUUCUUUAGGUUGUUCAACGAUUGUGUUGUCAUCCUGGUGUGCUAUAAUUUCAGACAUCUUAGUAUGGAAACAUAUUAUUAAUACUU
Molecule: messenger RNA, 2162 nt
Organism: Olea europaea var. sylvestris
Lineage: Eukaryota; Viridiplantae; Streptophyta; Magnoliopsida; Lamiales; Oleaceae
Product: growth-regulating factor 1-like
Exons: 4
Coding region: 196-1893 (565 amino acids)
Biological process (GO): developmental process; regulation of DNA-templated transcription; DNA-templated transcription
Cellular component (GO): nucleus
Molecular function (GO): ATP binding
Source: RefSeq, a predicted model, not a curated record